UUUCACAAGGCGCUCUUUAAGCUCCGCUGUCGCCACACAGAGCAGCCAUUCAUCUGCUCCACAGUCAGCCACACACUCCCAUGUCCAACCACUGGACAGCUCAACUGGAAUAAAUAGUAAAGUCGGUUUUGAGCCGAGGGUUUGGAUACUUUACGCACGGCCAUGGAUUUGGUGAAGGAGCAGUGACUCGAGUCAAACAAGAGAAAAUCUAAAACACAAAGACACUUUUUCCACUUCAUCAUUUGUUAGAGACAAAACAGAAGCAGAAUGUCCGCUGAGGAUCACAGCCUGUCUGAGGCAGAGCUGAGUCCCGGAGGCUCUGAAGAUGCGCACUCUCUGUCUCCUGCGCACUGUGGCGCGGUGGGCGCGCAGGACUCGCCUCUGGGCGCACAGCAGCAGCUCACCACGCUCUGUGUGGCUGAAGACUCAGAGGACGGGAGCCAGUCCAGGGCCAAAUCGGACGAAGAGGACGAUCGUUUUCCCAUCGGCAUCAGGGAGGCGGUGAGUCAGGUGCUGGACGGAUACGACUGGACACUGGUGCCAAUGCCCGUGCGCGUCAACAGCGGCAGUAAAGCCAAGCCGCACGUGAAGAGGCCCAUGAACGCGUUUAUGGUGUGGGCCCAGGCCGCGCGCAGGAAGCUCGCGGACCAGUAUCCACAUCUGCACAACGCAGAGCUCAGCAAGACUCUGGGGAAACUGUGGAGGCUGCUAAACGAAAACGACAAGAGGCCAUUCAUCGAGGAGGCGGAGAGACUGAGGAAACAGCACAAGAAGGACUACCCCGAGUACAAGUACCAGCCCCGGAGGCGCAAGAACGGCAAACUGACGCCUGUAAAUGAGACGGACAGCCAGGGGGAAGGGGAGGCCAGUCACUCCCAGUCCCACUACAAGACCCUGCACCUGGAGCAUAACGGGGCUGCGUCUCCUCUGGGAGAGCUGCACCAUCACCACCAUCACCACCACCACCACUCUGCAGGUCAAGGUCACAGUCCCCCCACCCCUCCCACCACCCCAAAAACAGAGCUACAGUCUGGAAAGUUGUCCGAUUCCAAACGUGAGGGAGGUGCAGGAGCUUCAGGGGGGUCCAGGGGGGCGCUGGGGGUGGGGGCUGAGGGAGCGUCUAGUUCUACCUCAUCCGGUGCAAAACCACACAUUGACUUCGGCACGAUGGACAUUGGAGAAAUCAGCCACGAUGUUAUGUCCAAUAUUGAACCUUUUGAUGUGAAUGAGUUUGACCAGUAUCUGCCGCCCAACGGCCACCCUCAGAGCAGCGCGGCGUCGGCCGGGCCCCCCUCCACCUCCUCAUAUGCCUACGCCCUGGCGGCCGCGAGCGGGCACUCCGCCUGGCUGUCCAAGCAGCAGUCUCAGACCUCUCCGUCGCCCUCAGACCCCGCCAAGGCCCAGAUCAAGAGCGAAUCUGCGUCUGGGAGCCACUACGCCGAAGCCUCGUCCUCCCCCUCGUCCGGCACCCACGUGACCUACACCCCCCUGAGCCUGCCCCACUACGGCUCGGCCUUUCCCUCCCUGGCCUCCAGGGCUCAGUUUGAGUACGGGGAGCACCAGGGGCCCGGAGCCUACUACGCCCACUCCAGUCAGGCUCCAGGGCUGUACUCAGCCUUCUCCUACAUGGGCCCCACACAGAGGCCCCUGUACACCACCAUAGGAGACCCCGCCAGUGUGGCCCCUUCACACAGCCCUACACACUGGGAGCAGCCUGUUUACACUACACUCACACGGCCUUAGAGUAGGAGCAGAGCAGAGGGAAUCAUGGGAAGUGUGUGUGGAUGAAUGUGUGUGUACUGGGUCAGAGACGUAGAAACUGGACUGAAGUGAUAAUAACGUCUGAAGGUGGAGGACUUCUACGUCUGUGAUGUCUGAGAGUGUGUCUGUGCCAUUUUGAUGUUAAGACAUUUUUACUUUUUUAGCCAAUACCAUGCAAGCAUUUAUAAGGCCUUAAAAACAAUACUCACUGUGUGAUUGUGUCACA
Periophthalmus magnuspinnatus is the source of this 1987-nucleotide messenger RNA. RefSeq names its product transcription factor Sox-10-like. Bases 268 to 1743 code for a protein of 491 amino acids. Gene Ontology annotation, molecular function: DNA-binding transcription factor activity, RNA polymerase II-specific; RNA polymerase II cis-regulatory region sequence-specific DNA binding. Gene Ontology annotation, biological process: peripheral nervous system development; enteric nervous system development; morphogenesis of an epithelium. Gene Ontology annotation, cellular component: nucleus. Lineage: Eukaryota; Metazoa; Chordata; Actinopteri; Gobiiformes; Gobiidae. The record is from RefSeq and is a predicted model, not a curated record. The transcript is spliced from 4 exons.